CAUAAAACAUUUUCUUUUAUUUGUUGUAACCAUUGCGAGGACGCUUGUAAUUACGAUUUGCGUUAUUGCGAUGCGCUGUUUUCGUCCGAUGCGCAGCUCCUGGCAGUACCAUUUCGUUGGCCAGAAUUCAGAUAUAAGACCCGGAGAUAAGCGGAAGUACUAAAUUCAAAAACAGCAAAACAUAAAUACAGGAAAGCAACUUUUUGUUUGGACGCGCAUGCAUAAAUUAAAACCGAAAUGGAAAUAAGUUAAGAGAGCCCUGAAAUAAACACAAAAGCACGGAACCUGAGCAACAAACCAGUGAUAUAAUAGUAAUCUACAGAGAAACCAACCAUUAAUCCACAUUAUCUUGUAAAACCGAACUCACUUAAGCCUUUCGCCAAGAUGGCCGUGCAGCUGAAGCAGAGCUACCACCACCUGCCCCUCACGAUCACUCCGAUUUUCCAUCAUCCAUCGCAGCAGCAGGAGCAGCAUCAGAACAUCCUGCAGCCGGCACCCAAUCCUCCCCAGCCGCAGCCACCGGAUCUCACCUUCCACUGCAUGUGCUGUGCUGAGUUCUUCGUGCAUCCGCUGGCUCUCUAUCAGCACAUGAACACCCUGCAUCCGAACGAGCCGACUAACAGGGAAAAGGAUCCGGAGAGUCCGGGCGACGAGGGCGAGGACUACAGCUGGAUCUUCGAGCCGGUAUGUGAGCUGGCGGAGGACGGCAGCGACUCCUCGGAGGGCAGUGACUCCUCCGGGUCGGAUAGUUCCUCCUCCUCGGACGACGACGACGACGACAACAGCUCCAGUUCGAGUUCCAGCAACUCCAGCUCAUCCGGCAGCUCGAUGCCCACUUCUGGUAACUCGAAUACCCAUCAGAGCCAGGAGAAUAUGCAGCCCAUGCGGGGCUUAGUAGCGGGACCAGGCUUGAAUGAAUACCAGCUGCAGAUGGCCGAUCCUCGGGAGUCCACCUCCAUUAUCAUGCUGCAGCCCAGCAUGAGCUUCACCCCGCUGCAGCAGCAAACACCACCGGCACCCACUCACCCCUUGGCCUUCUCCCUGGACGCCGUGCCCAUCAAGCGGCGGCGAGGAAGGCGCAGCAAUGUCCAGCUGCCGCCGAUGGAUCCCGCGCUGAACGGCAACCAGAAGUGCUUCCAGUGCACCCACUGCGAGGCGAGCUUUCCCAACGCCGGCGAUCUGUCGAAGCACGUGCGCUCGCACAUCACCAACAAGCCGUUCCAGUGCUCCAUCUGCCAGAAGACCUUCACGCACAUCGGCAGCCUGAACACGCACAUCCGGAUCCACAGCGGCGAGAAGCCCUACAAGUGCGAGCUCUGCCCGAAGGCCUUCACGCAGUCGAGCAGCCUGAUGGUGCACAUGCGCUCGCACUCGGUGCGCAAGCCGCACCAGUGCCUGGAGUGCGACAAGGGGUUCAUCAACUACAGCUCGCUGCUGCUGCACCAGAAGAGCCACGCGGCGCCCACGGAGACGUUCACCUGCCCGGAGUGCGAGCGGGAGUUCAAGGCGGAGGCGCUGCUCGACGAGCACAUGCGCAUGCACACGCAGGAGCUGGUCUACCAGUGCGCCAUCUGCCGCGAGGCGUUCCGCGCCAGCUCGGAGCUGGUGCAGCACAUGAAGAACCACAUGGGCGAGAAGCCCUUCACCUGCUCCCUCUGCGAUCGCUCCUUCACGCAGUCGGGCAGCCUGAACAUCCACAUGCGCAUCCACACCGGCGAGAAGCCGUUCCAGUGCAAGCUCUGCGACAAGUGCUUCACCCAGGCCUCCAGCCUGAGUGUCCACAUGAAGAUCCACGCCGGCGAGAAGCCCUUCCCGUGCCCCAUCUGCGGCAAGUCCUACAGCCAGCAGGCGUACCUCAACAAGCACAUCCAGGCGCACCAGGCGACUGCAUCCGCGGUCCCCGCUUCCUGCGCGCCCGGCUUGUCCGUCGCCAAGCAGCCACACGAGACGCUGGUCUGCAUUGUCUGCGGCUCGCUGCACGCGGAUGCCACUGCGCUGGCCAACCAUGUGACCAGCCAGCAUGCUGCUCUUUUGAAUACGAUGAAGCAAUCUGCUCCGGAAGGAGUGCUUCCCGAGGGCAAGUGCAGCGUGGAGGAGCAGCAGGCCUACAUGCAGCGGGUGCAGACCGUCCUGCAGCAGAUGAACCAGCAGCAACAGCAGCAGCAGCAGAUGCUCAUCCCACAGCAGCCGACGAUGCCGGCGAUGGAUUCCACCGGGGAGGAUGAGGAGGAACCGGACGAGGCAGAGGAACCACCUGACGAGGAGGAGGAGGAGGAGGACGACGAGGAGACGCCGGAGGAGGAGGCUCAAGUGCAGGAGGCCGAGGUGCCCUUCGCCAACCAGAACUAUCCCAUGCUCGGUCUGCAGGAGGAGCAGAUCCUGCUGCACUCCGACAUGUAUUACGAGGAUUUCGCCGACAUGGACGUCGGCUGCCAGGAGGAGGUGUUCGGCGACUACGUCGUCAACGAGGAGGAGGUCUACACCGAGGAGCUCAUUUAGAUUUAAGUACUGAGGUUGGCCAUAUUUUACGAGAGCGAUUCAUAUUUACACUGGAUAGGCACGGCAGUUCUUAAAUAGUUUACGGAACUCAUAGUUUAUGCGGCCUUCCUACCAAUUUUUUUUUUUUUGUAUUGUCCUUGUUUGGUAACCGAAGAAGUCGUGAAGUAUUUACAAGAUAGUAUUUAAUAGUUUACUGGUAUACAACAAACAUUAAUCGGGAAUGUUCCAAGAGAUCGCAACUAAAUUGGUUUACCAUUGUGAAAAUAUUUAAAAUCCUGGCGAAACAAAAGUCACUUUAAUCUUUUGCCGACAACCUCCAGAAUCUAUAUUUUUUGUGUAAUCAAAAGUUACGAUUAGGAGCAUUCCUAUUACAAGUUGUUCAACAUUUCCAGUAAUUUCUCCCUCAUAUCACAAGAAGCCCACACGACUAGAGGAUCAUCCAGGAAAUGGACGUAUUGUAUUUGCACAUUAUCUUUUAAAGAUAUUACAUUUGUUAGUAUUAAGCUCUACUUUAUGCUGCUCAUUUUACAUCCCAAAGGUUUUCCCUUGCCCCUGUUGGAGUCAAAAGGAUUCCAACUAUUCCACGUCGCGUAUUUCCCAAAAUCGCCUGAAGAGAUUACAUUAAUCGUUAUAUUUAAA
Messenger RNA from Drosophila ficusphila, 3138 nucleotides. Its product is annotated as zinc finger protein 250. The transcript has 2 exons. Lineage: Eukaryota; Metazoa; Arthropoda; Insecta; Diptera; Drosophilidae. The coding region runs from base 385 to 2499 and encodes 704 amino acids. The record is from RefSeq and is a predicted model, not a curated record.